AUGUCAGUCACGAAAUGGAAGAUGUUCUUCGACAUUGCGUGUCCCAAUUCAUGGAUAAGCUUCAAGGUUUAUUCCACGAUGAUACGCUAUGGCACCAUAACACCUGCAAUAUUUCUCUCUUCAAUCAAGAAGCAUUUUCCUGAACACUUCCUGCGUUCUGUUGAAAUUGUCGGAGAACGGAUAUGGGAACGGAAGCAGCUAGUCCAUAAAGGAGCUCAUCUAUUUCAAUGCUCACGUGAAGCUGGUUUGAGCUUCAAAGAUUCGGACGAGAUCAUUUCUCGUCUUUCACACGUGGAUUCUCGGCAGCUCCUUCAUGAGAACUCUCAAGAGGCACUUCAAUUAGGGGUUCUUAAUUGCUAG
Messenger RNA from Cooperia oncophora, 360 nucleotides. The record is from the annotation of a GenBank genome assembly. Lineage: Eukaryota; Metazoa; Nematoda; Chromadorea; Rhabditida; Trichostrongylidae.